UACGUAGCGAACACACUUUAACUUAAAUGUUAACUCAGCGUUGUAUUGUAAUUCUGCUUACCAAGUGAAUUGUUGCGAAAAUAAAAUUUAAUGAAGAGGACAGUUCUCUACACCCAGUCGGAAAGGUGAUGUCGAUUUAACGUUAAUUUGAUAUCUAAGAUAUUGAUAACCGGUGAAAUUGAAAUAAUCGACGUAUACGGAUUUGAAACGGAUAUAAAAGUUUCUUUACGUCAUCAUUCAAAACUUUCUGGUAAAUAAGUCAAGAACCAUUUCUUAUAAAACAUCAUCAACAUGGCUAGUCUCAUAACUCUCAUACAAAUGAUUAGCAACUAUAAUGAAGUCUUAAGAAAUGUUCGAGAUCCAGUGGUAGAUACUUGGUUUUUAAUGGAAUCUCCGGGUCCUAUGUUAUGUAUUGUCGGCGCAUAUUUAAUAUUUGUUUUAAAAGCUGGACCAAAAAUGAUGGAAAAACGGCCGGCCUUUCAGCUGAAUACCGUGAUGAUCUUAUAUAACGCUAUCCAAGUACUCUUCAGUACUAUUUGGUUGACAGGUUUUAUAUUGAACAUCGGUAUUAAAUAUUUGUUUCCCGCUUAUGGAUAUGAUACUCAAGAUUAUAUAUUACCUCCAAAAAACGUACGAAUAGCGAUGUUACAAUUUGCUUGGUGGUAUUUUUUCGCAAAAAUUACCGAACUUCUGGACACGGUAUUCUUUGUUUUGAGAAAGAAGCAAAGUCAGAUUACUUUUCUUCAUGUGUACCAUCAUACUUUAAAGGUCAUCUCUUCGUGGUGUUACUUGAAGUUCUUGCCCGGUAAACAAGGCGUCAUCAUAA
This is a messenger RNA of Temnothorax curvispinosus, 826 nucleotides long. Its product is annotated as elongation of very long chain fatty acids protein 7-like. The record is from RefSeq and is a predicted model, not a curated record. Gene Ontology annotation, biological process: fatty acid elongation, monounsaturated fatty acid; sphingolipid biosynthetic process; very long-chain fatty acid biosynthetic process. The annotation marks the transcript as partial. The transcript has 6 exons. Gene Ontology annotation, cellular component: endoplasmic reticulum membrane. Lineage: Eukaryota; Metazoa; Arthropoda; Insecta; Hymenoptera; Formicidae. Gene Ontology annotation, molecular function: fatty acid elongase activity.